AUGCCCUUACCUAUCAAGCGAGGUGACGCUUGGAUCAACCCCAGCUUCCCUGACGUUUCGCUCGACCUUGCAGGCGUUGUCUCUCUGGCGGAUAUUUCUACCAGUUUGCAACGGACCGCGCUCACGGGCACUGCCACUUUAUUGGACUGCUUGGUCCUCUGCCCGGGCUUCCAUCUCCAGCAACACGCUGACGAGCUCAACAAAGGCGAGCAUCCGGCCGCAGCAGCGUUAACUUCAGGCUAUGUCUUCAGAAUCGAAAACCCGGCCACUGUGUAUUAUCUGCAGAAGAUCGGUAAAACCGGCAGUCUUACCACGGUGAGAGUCAGAGAUGUGAGAAAGAGACAGAAGAAGAAUGCUCUGCUGGAGACGCUGUUCACGGUGGACACCGCGAAUGCUGUCUCUAUCGGCGCACAUGCCAUUGCCGUCUCCUUGACCCUCGCCGUCCUUGUGAUUGUUGGUCUCAUGAGAGACUGGUGGGGCCUGUUCGUGACCUUGAUCCUGGUCCUCGCACGCCUUCUCAAUGUCGUUCUGAUUCGACGACGCUGCAAGCUGAAAUGGUCGGGAGCGGUUGAGGCAGAUCGCCCGGGAGAUUUGCUCGUGCUCCUGAGUCAGGACCGGUGGAUCAAAAUCGUCGGCGAUAUCAAUCAGAUCAAAGCCGUCUCUUCCGGUCAGUGGCUCCAGGACAUGUCGGCCCCCGAGAGCUGGAUGGCGGCCUUCGCCACCGUCUUGGUGUAUCUCAAUGCGGCGUUGGCCAGUAACGCCUCGCAGUUUGGCAAGGUGCUCUUGAUCUUGCUGCUGAUCGUGUCUGCGGGUCUACUGGCCGCGGCAAAUCAGUGGACGGAUCAAUUGCAGAUGCACGGAUACGUGCUUGAACUGGCCAAAGGGGAGACCAAGGCCUACGAGAGACGACUUCACAUGGUGAAAGACCUGGUUGAGCAGUAUGAUGGAAAUCCCGACUGGGCUCUGCGCUUGGGACUGAUCAACCCGGAGGAUCUGCACGACCGAAGCAGUGAGGAGUUCUCGGUGUCGUCCGAGGAGCGAAGGUCAGUUCGCAAUCGAGGGAGGGACAGAGCGAGUGAGGAUAUCCGGCCGGCGAUCAUGUGA
Molecule: messenger RNA, 1104 nt
Organism: Aspergillus steynii IBT 23096
Lineage: Eukaryota; Fungi; Ascomycota; Eurotiomycetes; Eurotiales; Aspergillaceae
Exons: 3
Coding region: 1-1104 (367 amino acids)
Source: RefSeq, a predicted model, not a curated record